Acipenser ruthenus (sterlet) is the source of this 1715-nucleotide messenger RNA. RefSeq names its product IL-6 subfamily cytokine M17 (gene m17). Gene Ontology annotation, biological process: ciliary neurotrophic factor-mediated signaling pathway; negative regulation of neuron apoptotic process; immune response. Gene Ontology annotation, cellular component: extracellular region. The transcript has 3 exons. Lineage: Eukaryota; Metazoa; Chordata; Actinopteri; Acipenseriformes; Acipenseridae. The record is from RefSeq and is a predicted model, not a curated record. Gene Ontology annotation, molecular function: cytokine activity; ciliary neurotrophic factor receptor binding. Bases 63 to 716 code for a protein of 217 amino acids.
ACACACAGACACACACGCUCACGGACAACACAGCUCCCGGUUCCUUCGUUCCUUCUGCUAGCAUGGUCCUCCUCUUGCAUGUGAUACCAGCCACAUCAGCUCUGAUGUACAUACUUGUCAUGUCCCAUGUUGCAAGACUAAGCACAGCCAAGCUGUGUGGAACCGCUGCUGUCAUACAGAGCAGGAAAUUAGCCAACUUCUUGCAGAAUCAAUCCGAGGAUCUCCUGAAAACCUACCUGUCCAAGCAAGGAGAGGGGUUCCCCCAAACGACCUCUUUAUGCAAGGAACCGGUGGAGGGCUUCCCAGAAGGUCAGGUCACAGACAUGAAGCCUAACGAAAUGCUCCGUAGCAUCUACGUCACCCUCAGACACCUGGAUGGGCAUUUUCAAACCCUGCGCCGGCAGCAGCUCGAUCUGGUGUCUCCCCCGUCUGACCCUCUGCACAAAAAGCUGACAGACACCCACAACCGCAUCCAGGACCUCGCUGGCAACAUAAAAUGCCUGCUGGAAGAAGUUCCUCCAGAGAUCUCCAUCACCAGCUCUUCAUCCGGAAGGGGCGUCUUUAAGCAGAAGAUGGUCGGCUGCACGGUCUUAAGAAAAUAUUCUGAAUUCCUCAAGCAGGUGGUGAGCGGAUUAAACCAUGUUAUCUCCAGAAGAUCGGCAACAAGAGGAAAGGGGAUUCAGAGGAUACAGAAGAAAGUGUUGAGGUUAGGUUGAAGGCUCUAGUGUCUCCUCACCAUUAUGAGGUUCCCUGUUAACCCUCAUCGUUGGACAAAGCAAACUGGACAGAAAUGACUGCCUUAUCAGCACUGUUAGCAACAUAAGUUUAUUUAUGUAACGUAAUUUAUGUAUUUAUUUUGAAAUAUUUAUAUAGUGUAUGAUUCUGGCCAAGUAUAGGAGAGUGUAAACUAGUGAGUCAAAUGCACUGAUUUGAUGGCAAGCUGAAAGAUAGUUGUUUCUCAACGUCAAGCGAUAAGCGUAGCAAGAAUCCAUUUAAAAUAACAAGAUGGCGCCGAAUGCCAGUUCAGCUUGCCACACUUAGCAGUUACAGCAAUGUUCCGGAUGUGUUUUGAAUUGCAGAUGGUCCAUGAAUGUGCUGAUGUAAAUCACUGUACUGAAUGUAAGGAUGGGGGACUUCAGUUUUAGGUCACCCAUUUCUAAAAUAUCAGCCAUAUUGGCUAGGCCAUGUUAAAAACGGAAAUGCAGAGAUUUGUUUUAUUACAAUGCAUUGACUGUAGAGUCACUUGGUUACAUUUUGUUGCUGCUGUGGGUAGUGAAACCUUGCGAGAGCAGGCACCACAAUUAGACAACAUUCUACUGCAGCGUGCUGCAUCUGAGGCUGGGAGACGCAGGUCUUUACUGCACUAACCACUCUUCUGGUGGUCGUGAGGAGGUUCAUCCUUGGGGUAGCAUUAAAUAAUGUCAGAACACAGCAUCUCCACCAUAGUGACACCCUGUGAGGAGGCCAGGUGACUUCAUAGACACACUGUAUUAACAUGCAAACCCAUCGACUUAUGGAAAGUAAGAUUUUUAUUGAGAGAGACUUCGUUCUGCGGCUUACGUACUGUAUUACACAUGCCUUUUCUUUUGAGCACCCUGCUCCAGGUACUAAUAGCUAUACUUUACAGUUUGAACCCAGGCCACAGUGUGUAUUAGCCAGUAGGGCUCUAUGACCACUGCAAGUUUAAUUUCCAUUGCUGUUACUGCACCGGUACA